CCCGGCUCCUGCGUCCCCGUCGCCGCUGCUCGGCGGGCCGCCCCCCGAGCGCGGGCACCGGUGCCCCGGCCGGGGUCUGCCGGGAAGAUGGCGACCCCGGGCAUGAGCUGGCAGCAGCACUAUUACGGCGGCUCGGCGGCCGGGGCGGCCAAAUUCGCGCCCUCGCCGGCCGCCGCGCAGCAGGCGGGGCACUGCAUGGACUACAGCCAGGACUUGCACCUGAAAAUGAGCAAGAAAAUCGCCCAGCUCACCAAGGUAAUAUAUGCUUUGAACACUAAAAAUGAUGAGCACGAAUCUGCAAUUCAAGCCCUCAAAGAUGCUCAUGAAGAAGAAGUCCAACAAAUUCUUGGCAGAAACAAGAAAAAAAUAUUGCAGUAUAAAAGCAGAGUAUCAGAGGAGUUAGACCUUAAGAGAAAGAUUCAAGUUUUAGAAGCAUCAUUAGAAGAUCACAUAAAAAUGAAGCAGCAGGCUUUGACAGAAUUUGAGGCUUAUAAGCACAGAGUUGAGGACAUGCAACUUUGUGCAGAAGCGCAGCAUGUCCAACGCAUAGUAACCAUGUCUAGAGAGGUUGAAGAGAUUAGAAGGAAAUUUGAGGAAAGAUUACGGAGUUUUGGACAAGUCCAAGUACAGUUUGAAAAAGACAAACGGUUGGCAUUGGAAGAUUUGCGAACUGCUCACAGACGGGAGAUCCAAGAGCUGCUGAAGUCACAGCAGGAUCACAGUGCCUCAGUUAGUAAAGGACAGGAGAAAGCGGAGGAGCUGCACAGAAUGGAGGUGGAGGCCUUAAACGAGACACUGGAAGAGCUAAGGCUUGAGCGGAGAAAGCUAAUUGAGGAUUAUGAAGGCAAGUUGCGUAAAGCUCAGUCCUUUUAUGAACAUGAGCUAGAUACUUUGAAAAGGUCACAGCUUUUUACAGCAGAAAGCCUCCAGGCUAGCAAAGAAAAGGAAGCAGAUCUUAGAAAAGAAUUUCAGGGACAAGAAGAUUUACGAAAAACCAUAGGAAAAUUAAAGACAGAGUUACAGAUGGUACAGGAUGAAGCUGGAAGUCUCCAUGACAAAUGCCAGAAGCUUCAGGUAGCACUUGUUACAGCAGAGAACAGUGUUCAGGUUCUUCAAAAACAGCUUGAUGAUGCCAAGGAGGGAGAAGCGGCCUUAUUAAGCAGGCACGAGGAAGUGGAAAGUGAGCUAGCGGCAGCCAGAGAACGUGUACAGCAGCAAGCUUCAGAUCUUGUCCUCAAAGCUAGUCAUAUUGGAAUGCUUCAAGCAACUCAAAUGACCCAGGAGGUUACAAUUAAAGAUCUAGAAUCAGAAAAAUCAAGGGCCAAUGAGAGGUUAUCUCAGCUUGAAGAAGAAAGAGCUUUCUUGCAAAGCAAAACCCAGAGUCUGAAUGCAGAGCAGAAGCAGCAGAUUUUGGAACUGGAGAAGAAAGUAAAUGAGGCAAAGAAAACUCAGCAAGAAUAUUAUGAGAUGGAGCUAAACAACCUGCAAAAUAGACUGGAAGGAGAGGUGGCUCAAUUAAAUGAGGCCCAUUCUAAGACUUUGGAAGAAUUAGCUUGGAAGCACCAUAUGGCAAUUGAGGCUGUCCACAGUAAUGCUAUGAGGGAUAAGAAAAAACUGCAAAUGGAAUUGGAGGCACAACAUAAAAAGGAAAAGCUAAACCUGGAAGAGGAUAAAAAUCAGCUUCAACAAGAGCUAGAAAACCUGAAGGAAGAACUGGAAGACAAGCUGAAUUCAGCCAAUCAAGAGAUUGGCCACCUCCAAAUGGUAAGCAAAAGUGAACAAGGUCUUGGCUCUGCAGAAGGACUCAUUGCUAGUCUUCAGGACUCCCAGGAAAGACCAAAUGAGCUGGACUUGACUAAAGGCAGGCUGAUGGAGACCAAGGAUGCUCUAUUAAAUGCUGAGAGUGAGCUAGAACAAGAAAGGCAACAGCAUGAAGAAACACUUGCUGGCCAUGCAGAAGAGGAGAAACUGAGAGUGGACAAAAUGGCCCAUGACUUAGAGAUAAAAUGGACUGAAAACCUUAGGUACAUUCUUUACUCACUUCGCGAAGAGUUAAGGCUUCAACGAGAGGAUAAAAAGUCAGCAAUGUCUCAACUUUUGCAGUUAAAAGAGCGAGAGAAAAAUGCAGCCAGAGAUUCAUGGCAGAAAAAAGUAGAAGAUCUCUUAAACCAGAUUUCCUUGCUGAAACAGAAUCUGGAGAUGCAGCUUUCCCAGUCUCAGACCUCUUUGCAGCAACUACAAGCCCAGUUUACGCAAGAACGACAACGACUUACACAGGAGCUUGAAGAAUUAGAGGAACAGCAUCAACAAAGACAUAAAUCUUUACAAGAAGCACAUGUCCUUGCAUUUCAAACUAUGGAAGAAGAAAAGGAAAAGGAACAAAGAGCUCUUGAAAAUCAUUUACAACAGAAACAUUCUGCAGAGCUUCAAUCAUUAAAAGAUGCACACAGAGAGUCAAUGGAGGGCUUCCGGAUAGAAAUGGAACAGGAACUUCAGACGCUUCGGUUUGAAUUAGAAGAUGAAGGAAAGGCUAUGCUUGCUUCUUUACGCUCAGAACUAAACCAUCAACAUGCAGCUGAAAUUGAUUUGUUACGGCAUAAUCAUCAACAAGAAUUGUCAGCCGCUAAAAUGGAAUUAGAGAGAAGCAUAGAUAUCAGCAGAAGACAGAGUAAGGAGCACAUGUGUAGAAUAACAGAUCUACAAGAUGAAGUAAGGCACAGAGAGCAUCACAUCUCAGACUUGGAUAAGGAAGUACAGCACCUUCAUGAAAAUAUAAAUGCCCUAACCAAAGAAUUGGAAUUUAAGGGAAAAGAAAUUCUCAGAAUAAGAAGUGAAUCCAACCAACAGAUGAGGUUGCAUGAACAAGAUUUAAACAAGAGACUUGAAAAAGAGCUGGAUGUCAUGACAGCAGACCACCUCAGAGAGAAAAAUAUCAUGCGGGCAGAUUUUAAUAAGACUAACGAGCUACUCAAGGAAAUAAAUGCAGCUUUACAAGUGUCACUAGAAGAGAUGGAAGAAAAAUAUCUAAUGAGAGAAUCAAAACCAGAAGAUUUACAGAUGAUUGCAGAAUUAAAAGCCAUGCUUACAGAAAGAGAUCAGGUCAUAACGAAACUAAUGGAGGAUAAUAAAUUUUAUCAGCUGGAAUUAGUCAAUCGAGAAACUAACUUCAACAAAGUGUUUAACUCAAGUCCUACUGUUGGUGUUAUUAAUCCACUGACUAAGCAAAAGAAGAAGAACAAUAAAUCACCAACAAACAGGUUUGUGAGUGUUCCCAAUCUAAGUGCUCUGGAAUCUGGUGGAGUGGGCAAUGGACAUCCUAACCGCCUGGAUCCCAUUCCUAAUUCUCCAGUCCACGAGACUGAGUUCAACAGCAGCAAACCACUUCCACAGCCAGUGCCACCCAAAGAGCCCAAGACAUUUUUGAGUCCUCCUCAGAGUGAAGCUUCCCCGGUGGCUUCUCCAGAUCCCCAGCGCCAGGAGUGGUUUGCCCGGUACUUCACAUUCUGAAAGAAUUGUUUUGGCACAGUUCUAGGUGGACUGUUACUAAAAGCAUGACCUUAUGCAGAUCGUUAUGUGAACAGGGUUUCCUGUGUCAAACACUGUGAAAGUAUUUGUCUCUCCAAUUGAAAAUGCCCUCUAUUUCCUGUGAUAUUUAUUGGAAUCACUCUAUAAGGUACUAUAUUAUGUGUGUAAUUAUAACAGUUAUUUUAUUUGAGAUGGGAGAGGCUUUAAUCUUUCUUUGUAAUUACUGCAUAAUAAAUUUUGUUAGA
Balaenoptera musculus (blue whale) is the source of this 3770-nucleotide messenger RNA. It is a transcript of the gene FAM184A, whose product is annotated as family with sequence similarity 184 member A. The record is from RefSeq and is a predicted model, not a curated record. Lineage: Eukaryota; Metazoa; Chordata; Mammalia; Artiodactyla; Balaenopteridae.